Messenger RNA from Penicillium daleae, 348 nucleotides. Its product is annotated as SBDS family protein. Lineage: Eukaryota; Fungi; Ascomycota; Eurotiomycetes; Eurotiales; Aspergillaceae. The transcript is spliced from 3 exons. The record is from RefSeq and is a predicted model, not a curated record. The coding region runs from base 1 to 348 and encodes 115 amino acids.
AUGCCUCGCGCCAACGAUCCCACCCACAAGAUCUUUUACAAGGGUCGCUCGGAGGACUUUAUUGUCUUCGUUGAUGACCUGGGGAUCCUGCAGAAGUGGAAAGGUGACCGCAGCGUCCCAUUGACUGAUGUGCUCAACGGGUGGAAGAUAUUUGUAACUCAUAGCCACGGCGCCCAAGGCGUUCUUGACAGCGCCAGCAAGAAUGCUCUGGAGAAUGAGUUCGGUACCUCCAAGGACGAUGAAUGCCUUGUCAAGAUCCUGGAGGGCGGCGAGUACCAGACCAGCACGACACGCGAGCGUGAAGGCACCAAGAACGACUCCAUGGGCUCCAUGGGUAUUACCCGGUAA